Messenger RNA from Aspergillus calidoustus, 1703 nucleotides. The record is from the annotation of a GenBank genome assembly. Lineage: Eukaryota; Fungi; Ascomycota; Eurotiomycetes; Eurotiales; Aspergillaceae.
AUGGACCCCGUCCCGUUCAAGGACCGGACCUGGGCCUGGUACGACGUGGGCGGGUUCUGGAUCUCAGAGGGAUUCCAGAUUCCCAUCCUGCAGAUGGCUGGCUCACUCAUUGCGAACGGGCUUAGUCCGGGAAUGGCCAUGGGAGCUGUCGUGGUGGGCAACGUCCUGGUCAUGGUCCCCUGUGCCCUAAACGGUUACGCUGGAGCAGCAACUGGGGUCAACUUUCCCGUCAUCAGUCGCGCCAGUUGGGGACUACACGGGGCAAAACUCGCCGUUGCGAUCCGAGCCAUAGUUGCUGUGUUUUGGUACGGGAUACAGAUAUCCACCGGAGGAAGUUGCGUCUACCGAAUGCUCGCAGCCAUCUGGCCCUCGCUCCCCCGGCGCAUCCCCAACCACCUCCCCGCAUCAUCCAACACCACCUCCGCCGACCUCCUCUGCUUCUUCAUCUUCUGGCUCCUCACUCUCCCCUUCCUCGCAAUCCCCGUCUCCCGCCUCCGCUGGCUCUUCCGCGCAAAGCUCCUCCUCAUGCCCAUCACCGGCCUCGUCCUCUUCAUCUGGGCCCUCGUCCGCGCCCACGGCUUCGGACCCAUCUUCAACCAGCCCUCAACUCCAAAACAAGGCUACAGCACCGCCUUCCUCUUCUUCUCCGCGAUAACAUCCACCCUAGGCCCACAGGCCACCUUUGCCCUGAAUAUGGGCGACUUCUGCCGAUACUCCAAGAACCCACGAUACACGCUCUACGCCCAAGCGCUCAUGAUGCCGCUAUGCCUAACCUUAACCGCCUUCCUCGGCGUCGUCCUGGCCUCCUCCUCAACAACCAUCUUCGCGCUACAAGAACCAGAAUGGGACCCGCUCUCCCUACUCGGCCACUUCUCCUCGCGCGCCGCGCAGUUUUUCGUUGCACUCCUCUUCGCCUUCGCAACCCUCUGCACAAACAUCGCAGGCAACUCGGUCGCCUUUGGCAACGACCUCGCCUCCCUCUUCCCGCGCCACAUCAACAUCCGCCGCGGGCAGUUCCUAUGCGCGAUUCUCGGCGUCGCAGUCACCCCGUGGAACAUCCUCAACUCCGCGACGAACCUGCUCAACUUUCUAAACGGGUACGCUGUCUUUCUCGGCCCGCUGUGCGGGAUUCUUUUUGCGGAUUACUGGAUUCUGCGCCGCAGGCGGAUCCGUCUUGGGCAGUUGUAUCAGCCGCGUGGAGUGUAUUGGUAUACCCGUGGCUGGAACCUGCGCGCAGUAGGUUCGUUUUUCCUUGCGCUUGUGCCGAAUCUGCCGGGGCUCGCGAAGUCGGUUACGCCUGGGAUCACGGGGGUGCCGAGGGGAUUUGAGGAUGUUUAUACGAUGAGUUGGGUUGUGGGGUUGGUGAUCGCCGGGGCUUUGUAUCUGGGGAGCAGUUACUUGUUUCCUGGUCCUGAGAAUGCUAGCGCUGGUGAGGAGGAGACUGAUCUCGCGAGGGAGUGGUUGUAUUCGUCCGGAGAUGGCGUUGAGGAGGAGCGGAUUCAGGCCAAGUCGGAGGGGGUGGAGUAUAUCUAGAGUGGCUGAUUCGUUGUGGGUGAAGCUGUUGAUCAAGAUAUUAAGACUUCGCAGGCCAUCUUUCUCUGGGAGCUAUUAAUCCUGUGUAUUUCUACUGAAUGCUCACUGCAGUGUAAAGCUAGGCACACAGUCCGCUCAGAUCAUCAUCGAAAUCCAGCUCUGUUUGCAAG